AUGGGAAAAAAUAAAAGUUCGGUUAAAAAAGUAGGAAUUGUUGCUGAAAAAAUUUCUACUGCAACAGGAGGAAUUGGAGAAAUUGUUAAAAAUAAAGAUAAUAUUUCAAAUCUCACGAAUGAUCAUUUCAAAUUAGUUAUUGGAACUGUUGGUGCUAUCGGCGAAGCCGCCAUGCCAUAUUUGCCAUUGAUUUCAUCAGUAUUAACCUUGACAGCAAAAAUUGUCAAGGCUUAUGAUAAUGCUCAAUAUAAUAAAAAAAGUUGUGCAGCAUUGAUUCAACGAGUGCAAUCAGCCGAAGUUGCAGUUAAAGUAUUGGAUAGACGCAAACAAGAAAAUCAGGAAAAUUUUCAUCAACAAACUUAUUAUAUAAACUUUGAAAGAUUUAUCACUAUUUUAGGAGACAUUGAAGCUUUUAUGACAGAUUUCACACGUUUAUCACAAUACAAAAAAUUUAUUUCUAAUAAUGUUAUUAAAGAAAGAUUUAUUGGAUUGAUUAAUGAUUUUGAUAGAGUAGUUCAUGAUUUAGGAUUUACAAUGAUCAUUGCAAGUGAUGAAGAUAGGAAAAAAGAGAUUGAAGUUUUAAAUAAUGAUAUUGCUGAAAUGUCAAAGUUCUUGCAAACAAUUGAAGCUGGUGUUACAACAAUCGAUAAAAAAAUCAGUCACGUGUUAGAACAUGUAUUAAUAUUACAAGAUAAAAAAAAAGAUAAAGAUUUUUCACCUCCAAUUAAAAAAAUACCACCCAAUGAAAUAAAAAUCGAAAAUUUUACACUUGAUUUGCCAGAAAAAGAAUUUGGAAAAAUUGUUAAUUCUGCUUGGCAGCAUGAUCCAACUUUGAGGCCAGAAUUAAAUUAUUUAUUUAAUGAUUUAGAAAAAAUUUGUACAAAAUUUGCUAAUGUUUCAGGAAUAUCAUCAUCUAUGUUAUUGGAAAAAUUAAAUAUCAGCAAUAUUUAUCAAUUAGAAGAUUAA
Entrophospora sp. SA101 is the source of this 966-nucleotide messenger RNA. The record is from the annotation of a GenBank genome assembly. Lineage: Eukaryota; Fungi; Glomeromycota; Glomeromycetes; Entrophosporales; Entrophosporaceae.